GUAUGAAAUCAGUGAGCUGGCAGUGUGACACAGCUGCAUUUCACCUCCUCAAACCGCCUUUAGGAACAAUUUGCAUGAAUUUCCCUUUUUCUCUCAAUCACAUUUUUGCUUAAUCUUUUAAAGUUUUUAGUCUUCUACUGGAGAGAUGAUGGCUUUUCCAAAGGAGAUCCUUACUUUUAUUUUAUCUCUGAUGGCACCUCUUGUACUUUAUGCAUCAAACAACAUUUCUGCGUUGCAAACGCCACUGGUUAUCCUGGGGGUAGAAGUAGCUGUUCUUGCUGCAGUAUUCUUUAUGGCAUAUCUGUGUGUUCGAAAAGAAAAAGCGGUGGACUUCCUGUUUUAUGUAUUCGUUGUGUUUUCUUUCACGUCCAUCGUUGACCUUGUGUGUGCUCUUGAGCUGGAUGGAUAUAUCAAGGGCUUUGUGGAUUUCUAUAUUAAUAAGGGAGAACCGUAUUUGAACACAGCACAUUGCAUCAUGAAGAACUACUGGAAUGGAGGGGUGCACUUUGUUUUGCUCCUUUCCAUUAUCUACCGCAUGCGGAAAGGGAAGCCAUAUCGGAACUUGGCGCUUCUUUGGGUGGGUUCCAUGGUAGCCACUCAGAUCGUCUUUAUUCCAAGCAUUGUUAUAGGUAAACAUGCUAAGAACAUCUAUCCAGCAUUUGGGCUCAGCCUCUUUUUCCUGAUUCUGUCCAUAUGGACAGCAGUAAAGGUUUUUAAAAGGCCCAGAGAGCUGCCAAUCAUUCCAGCAGACAAGGUUGCAGCAGAUCAGAAGAAAAGGCUUUUGUAUCGCCCAAAAGACUUCCUGCUCACACUUACUUUGCUCGGAGCCAUGGCCUUCACUCUGUUCAGAGGAUUUGUUGUCCUUGAGUGCACGCUGGACAUGUGUUUCACCUACAUUUACCAGUACGAGCCCUACAUGAAGGACAGUGUUUCCUUCCCUAAGGUCAUGAUGUUGGUGUUCCUCUUCUACGUUAUGCCCCUGCUAACCAUGUUAGUUUACGGGCUGACCGUUCCAGGAUGCACUUGGAUGCUGGAUUGGACUUUGUUGCUCACAGGAGCUAUGGCUCAGAUGCAGUGGACGUACAUCGGUGCGUCCGUGCACUCUCGGACGCCCUUCACCUAUCGCAUCCCUAAAGAGGAGUGGAGGCUAGUCAUGACCCUUAACCUUGUGUAUUUAGCUGUCCCUGUCCUGCUAGCUGCACGCUGCUACAUAGACCCAGCCUUUUUCAUGAAGCCGGUGCCUCCAGGACAAGCAGACAACGACAAAAAGCGCAAGUAGAUGCAUAAAACCCAAGCAAAGCAAAGUUCUUACGUACCUACAAACUUAACUACGUAAGUGAGACAGUGAGUCCCCUGAUUGUGUCUGGAAUCUGAAGCUCCCAGUGGUGGACUUCACCUCAUCUCCUCUCCUGAAUGACCCUUGUCUCUGCUGUGUGGAAUAGAAUCAGCUCUGCUGUUCAAAAGCUUAUCUCUGCUAGAUGAAUGAGUCAUUUGAUGCAAUCCAGACAGUAACUCUGGACUCUGGCACACACUUUUCUGCCAACACAACACAGACGGCAGAAUUACUUCAUACUGUGAGUCUUUGAGGCUUGAUUUCAAAGCUACAUUGUUAUCUGCAAAGGUAUCUUGCAAAGAUCUGACAGUUAAAUCCUCUCUUCCUAAUGAGCCAUUGUGAUGUACAAGAAAUGUGAUUGUCUCUCAAAGUGGUUUAUUGUAGACAGUUUUCUUUCUAAUUAUCUUGCUCAGGAUUUUUUUUAUCUGUUGUUUAUCUGUUGUUGUUUUUUGGUUUCGGAGGAUUUAUAUCAAACGGCUUGUGAUGAGGUUGAAACUGAUCUUUUGCAGUAAUAAUAAUAAUAAUAAAAAUAAGAAACAAAUCAGGACUUUUUUUUAAAGAUGCACACCAGCAGCUCAUAUUUGGUGCACAUUCCCUGAUAUGAAUCUAUAGUCUUGUGAAAUGCACUGUUUAUUAUACUCAGGGAGGGAGGUGCAGCUUGUAAGGAAACUGUAAUGUGCGUGAGGUUUUAUCAGUUAGAUUUCCUUUCCAUGUUUGCAAACUCGUUCUGCUCUUCCGGCCAAACCCCUGACUCUUGUCUCUGUGCUUUAUCAAUGACAUCAUCCAGGUCAUAGAAUUUCAAUGAUCCCACACAUGGCCUAGUGAACUCUGACCCCACAGUUUUACAGAGAUUACUAAGGAAUGACUGCAGGGUUUUGCAACGUCGCUGUUAAUCAGAAACCAUUACAGAGCUUUGUUUGUGAACUUCGGCAGUCAAAGUGACUGAUAAAUAUGUUAGUAACACUUUAUUUAAAGGAACACAUAUAACUUGUUAACAAAAGGUUAUGUUAUUUGUUUAAUAAAGCUCUAAAUUGCA
Molecule: messenger RNA, 2369 nt
Organism: Tachysurus fulvidraco (yellow catfish)
Lineage: Eukaryota; Metazoa; Chordata; Actinopteri; Siluriformes; Bagridae
Gene: tm6sf2a
Product: transmembrane 6 superfamily member 2a
Exons: 10
Coding region: 146-1279 (377 amino acids)
Biological process (GO): regulation of lipid metabolic process; lipid homeostasis
Cellular component (GO): endoplasmic reticulum-Golgi intermediate compartment membrane; endoplasmic reticulum membrane
Source: RefSeq, a predicted model, not a curated record